GCACUUCUCUCCUCCUCCACGCUUCUCUCUCUCUCUCUCUAUCUUCUCUCUCUCUCUCUCUAUCUUCUCUCUCUAAAUCUAUAUGCGCACAAAAUCUUUCUCUCUCUACUCCGCAGCUAAACGCCGUUUGAACCGGUCGUCUUCCAUUUUUCAGCGCUUUAUUACUCUCCUUUUCAUCACUCCUUUCUCUCUCUAGGGUUUUGAAUUCGAUUGAUUCUUCAACGCCUGACCUACCUCCUUAUCUACUUCGUUCUCCUCUCUUUUGUGCUACGCAUAUCCACUUUCUCUCUCUAGAAAUGACUACCUCUGCAAUGAAGAACAGCUUACUACCUCCCGGCUUGGUCUCCAAUCUCGAACAGGUGCUUCUGAGCCGCAAGGCAGGUGGCGCCGCCGCCGCCGCAGCCGGAGAAGGACACCAGGAUCGACAACCUGAGUCCAACAAGGACGAUUUGGCGGAGCCUUCAUCUUCGAAUUCGAAUUCUAAUUCCGGCGGUGCUGCCGGCGAGCUCGAUAGCUCGAAGCCUAUUAUUUUGGUGACUAAUGCCGAUGGGAUUGAGUCCCCUGGGCUCACUUGUCUCGUCAAUGCUCUGGUUUUACAAGGCCUCUACAAUGUUCAUGUCUUGGCUCCUCAAUCAGAUAAAUCUGUAGCUGGUCAUUCUGUUACACUGAGAGAAACUGUUGCAGUGACUUCAGCUGAUAUUCAAGGUGCAACUGCUUAUGAAGUUUCUGGGACUACUGUAGAUUGUGUCUCUUUGGCUUUAUCUGGUGCACUAUUUUCAUGGUCAAAGCCUCUAUUGGUAAUAAGUGGAAUCAACAAGGGCUCAUGCUGCGGCCAUCACAUGUUUUACUCAGGUGUUGUAGCAGGUGCCAGGGAGGCAUUGUUUAAUGGUGUUCCAUCCAUAUCAAUAUCUCUUAAUUGGAAGAGCAAUGAAAGCCAGGAAAGUGACUUCAAGGAUGCUGCAAGUGUUUGUUUACCUUUAAUUACUGCAGCUAUUAGGGAUAUAGAGAAGGGUGCUUUCCCCAAAUUUUGCUCACUUAAUGUGGAAAUUCCAACCUCUCCUCUGGCUAACAAGGGAUUCAAAUUAACAAAGCAAAGUCUUUGGAGAUCAACACUAAACUGGAAUGCUAUUCCAGCCAACAGGAAUCUUGCUUCAUCGCGCUUUCUCUCUAAUCAGCAAAGUCUUGGCUUGCAGCUUGCUCAGCUUGGCCGAGAUGCUUCUGCUGCUGGUGCUGCGCGCCGUUUGACCACACAGAGGAAGAGUAUGGAGGUUGUUGAAUCAGUUGGUGUUGCUGGAAAGUCUGAUCCCAAACGGACUGUCAAGUACUUCAGAUUGGAGUUACUUGACAAGAAGCAGGAAGAAGAGGAUGAGGAUUUAGAUUUCCAAGCACUUGAAAAUGGCUUUGUUGCAGUCACUCCAAUAUCUCUUUCAUCGCAUGAACAGGACAUCCGGUCAGCUGCUUCAGAGUGGAUAUCGACUGCCUUACAAGAAGAGCGACAAAAGACUUGUUAACCUCGCUAUAUUUAAUUCUUUUGUACAUUUAAAGGUGAAUUGUUUCAAUGAAGUGUUCAAAGUGUGUGUCGGGUUGUAACAUUGGUGCCGUGGCUAUUUAUCCUCUGCCCUUUCCAAUACUAACUUCCCCAAUCUUUUACAUUUCUGUGUUGAAGCCAAUUCUUCCCAUUUUAAUUUAAAAUUUGGCAGGCAUGUUUGUAAAGUAGUAAAGUACCUUCACCCCCCACCCCCCCUCUGAUUAUAUUUCCUGUCGGUUUUGGUUGGCAGCUUUGGUGAUGUGGGUUUGUUUGUUGAAUCAACAUUUUUGUAAGAAGAAACAGUGCAGGUCUAAUUUAUUAUAGGUCCUGUGCCCUUCCUAGAGAGUUGAAUGUACUGCAUCUUUCAUUCUAAUUAAAGCAAUUACUGAAUCUCA
Messenger RNA from Ipomoea triloba (trilobed morning glory), 1923 nucleotides. RefSeq names its product 5'-nucleotidase SurE-like. The transcript has 10 exons. Gene Ontology annotation, molecular function: nucleotidase activity. NCBI's taxonomy places the organism in Eukaryota, Viridiplantae, Streptophyta, Magnoliopsida, Solanales, Convolvulaceae. The coding region runs from base 297 to 1511 and encodes 404 amino acids. The record is from RefSeq and is a predicted model, not a curated record.